AUGGAGCUCACUUCAUUGGCCUUUCAAAAGAAUUGGGAUACAGAUAUAAUCUUUGGUGCUCUCUCUUUCACAAUUCACACCACUGACCUACCAGCGUUCAAGCCAUUUGUUGAGCGCAUCAAUCCCUCCAGGACAAAAGGAGACAGUUUUAUCAGAGACUUCUGGCAGCAGGCUUUUGGCUGUGUAUUCUCAAAUACUGUUUUGGAGAGGGUAGAUGGAUACAUUUGUACUGGUGAUGAGAAACUGCAGAACCUUCCUGGAACUUUUUUUGAAGUGAGCAUGACUGGUCACAGUUACAACAUCUACAACGCUGUCUAUGCUGUGGCCCACGCUUUGCAUGCCAUGGCCUUGUCUAGAGUAAAGCACAGUGCAAUAGUGGAUGGAAGGGUUUUGAAGCUUCAGAAUCUUCAGAUGUGGCAGCUCCAUCAAUUUUUGAGAAGUGUCUCAUUUAACAACAGUGCUGGGAACAGGAUUUCUUUUGACCAUAAUUUGGAAUUAUUAGCAGAAUUUGAUGUUAUCAAUUGGAUAGUUUCCUCAAAUCAAACCUUUCACAGAGUGAAAAUUGGGACUGUGGAUCCUGACAGUCCUUCAGACCGAGUGCUGACCAUAAAUGAAGAUGCCAUCACAUGGCACAAGUGGUUUAACCAGGCACAGCCUGUUUCUGUCUGUACAGAGAGUUGCCAUCCUGGUUUUAGGAAGAAAGGGAGGGAGUCGGAGGCAUCUUGCUGCUAUGAUUGCAUCCCUUGCCCAGAAGGAGAGAUUUCCAACCAGAGAGACAUGAAUGACUGCAUUAAAUGUGCUGAUGAGAAGUAUCCAAGCAAAAGUCAGGAUUUAUGUAUUCCUAAGUCCGUAACCUAUUUGUCAUAUGGGGGACUGCUAGGACUUGGCUUAACCUGUUUUGCUCUAGCCUUUUCUUUCACCACUGCUCUGGUGCUAGGAAUAUUUAUAAAACACCAUGACACUCCCAUCGUCAAAGCCAACAACCAGAACCUCACCUAUACUCUCCUAAUCUCUCUCCUGCUCUGCUUCCUUUGUGCACUGCUAUUCAUUGGGAAACCGCAGAAGAUGAUGUGUCUCCUCCGACAAACUGCUUUUGGCGUCAUCUUCUCUGUGGCUGUUUCUUGUGUGUUGGCCAAAACUACCACAGUGGUCCUGGCUUUCAUAGCCACCAAACCUGGAUCUAGGAUGAGGAAAUGGGUAGGGAAGAGGCUAGCUAACUCCAUUGUGCUUUUCUGCUCUGUUAUUCAAACUGGUAUCUGUGCAGUAUGGUUGGCAACCUCUCCCCCCUUCCCAGAUGUGGACAUGCACUCAGUGACUAAAGAAGUUGUCUUGGAAUGUAAUGAAGGGUCUGUGACUAUGUUUUACAGUGCCCUGAGCUACAUGGGCUUCCUGGCAAUUGCCAGCUUCACUGUGGCCUUUUUUGCCAGGAAGUUGCCUGACACUUUCAAUGAAGCAAAGUUCAUCACUUUCAGCAUGUUGGUCUUUUGCAGUGUUUGGUUGUCCUUUGUUCCAACCUACUUAAGCACCAAGGGAAAAUACAUGGUUGCUGUGGAGAUCUUCUCCAUCUUAGCCUCCAGCAUUGGAUUGCUAGGUUGUAUCUUUUUUCCAAAAUGUUACAUUAUUCUGUUGAGGUCUGAGCUGAACAACAAGGAACAUCUAAUGAAGAGGAAAGGCAGAAUGAUUUGA
This is a messenger RNA of Zootoca vivipara (common lizard), 1686 nucleotides long. The record is from RefSeq and is a predicted model, not a curated record. NCBI's taxonomy places the organism in Eukaryota, Metazoa, Chordata, Lepidosauria, Squamata, Lacertidae.